This is a messenger RNA of Coniophora puteana RWD-64-598 SS2, 672 nucleotides long. RefSeq lists its product as uncharacterized. The record is from RefSeq and is a predicted model, not a curated record. NCBI's taxonomy places the organism in Eukaryota, Fungi, Basidiomycota, Agaricomycetes, Boletales, Coniophoraceae. The transcript is spliced from 5 exons. Bases 1 to 672 code for a protein of 223 amino acids.
AUGGUUUGCCUCCAGUUCGUCAUCUCCCAUGACGCGUUGAAUCCGACUGGUAUAUCCGACCCACACACGGAGAAGUCUAGUAUAAGGGCGUAUGGGAUAGCGAACACUGCGUUUGCUGUGAUAGGGCUUUUGUCAGAUGUUUUGGUGGUUUGGCGCUGCUGUGUGGUGUACCGGGAGGCCUUUCUAUGCUACUUCGUACGCGUCGUGUGUUGGCUGUUAUAUGCCGCCGACUUGGCCAUUGGGGUGUCUUCUACCGUUACCUUCUCCACUCCUACGGAGUUCGGUCACCAUACGCCUAUCGUACUCGCACGGGUCGCACUCUGCAUCUCGGCAUCACUGAACAUUAUUUGCACUGCCUUGAUUGUCGGACGCCUGUACUCUGUUAAGAAGUAUUUCUCGAACAUGAUGGGUUCUUCCAUUCAAAGCCAGAUUCAGUACACCACCGUUAGUGCCAUGCUCAUCGAGUCAUGUGCGCUCUACGCCACCGUGUCCCUCACCUUUCUGGUCCUAUGGCUCCUCUCCAGCCCCUUUACAUUCCUUGUAGCGGUCAUAUACGGCGAGUGUCAGAUAAUCUCCGUGUUUCUUGUCAUAUUGCGCGUUUCCAAGGGAAUUGCAUGGUCAAGUGCAGUGGACUCGGACGCUAUUGCUGAUCUUGAUUUGACCAAGAAUUGA